This is a messenger RNA of Telopea speciosissima, 690 nucleotides long. Its product is annotated as glutathione S-transferase F12. The record is from RefSeq and is a predicted model, not a curated record. Gene Ontology annotation, cellular component: cytoplasm. Gene Ontology annotation, molecular function: glutathione transferase activity; glutathione binding. Lineage: Eukaryota; Viridiplantae; Streptophyta; Magnoliopsida; Proteales; Proteaceae. The transcript is spliced from 3 exons. Bases 38 to 679 code for a protein of 213 amino acids.
AUCUCUUGAAACUUGAAAAUUCUAUCGAAUAGGUAAAAUGGUGGUGAAGGUCUAUGGUCCUGCUAUGGCGGUUUGCCCUCAAAGGGUAAUGGUUUGCCUUCUGGAGAAGGGAGUUGAGUUUGAGCUCAUCCAUGUCGACCUUGAUGCCUUCGAGCAAAAACGUCCGGAAUUCCUUGCUCGCCAGCCAUUUGGGCAAGUUCCUGUGAUAGAAGAUGGAGAUUUCAGACUCUUUGAGUCAAGAGCAAUCAUAAGAUACAUUGCAUCAAAGUACGCCAACCGUGGCCCUAAUCUGUUGGGGAACACACACGAGGAACGAGCUUUGGUCGAUCAAUGGAUUGAAGUUGAAGCACACAACUUCAAUGACUUGGUCUUUACUUCAGCAUUGCAACUCCUCAUCCUUCCAAGGUUGGGACAGCAUGGGGACCUGACCUUAGUUGAUUCAUGUAAGAAAAAGCUUGAGGAAGUGUUUGAUGUCUAUGAGAAGCGCUUGUUAGAGACCAACUAUCUCGCCGGAGAGAGCUUCACACUCGCGGAUCUGAGUCACCUUCCCGGCAUUCAACUGAUGAUGGAUAAACUCGGAAUGAGUCAUCUUGUGAGAGGAAGGAAGAAUGUUAUGGCAUGGUGGGAGGAUAUCUCUAACCGGACUUCUUGGAAGAAAGUAAUGAAGCUUAUGGGUUGAUGCAUACUUGA